Sorex araneus (European shrew) is the source of this 5799-nucleotide messenger RNA. RefSeq names its product solute carrier family 16 member 14 (gene SLC16A14). Gene Ontology annotation, molecular function: monocarboxylic acid transmembrane transporter activity. The coding region runs from base 31 to 1545 and encodes 504 amino acids. The record is from RefSeq and is a predicted model, not a curated record. The transcript has 5 exons. NCBI's taxonomy places the organism in Eukaryota, Metazoa, Chordata, Mammalia, Eulipotyphla, Soricidae. Gene Ontology annotation, biological process: transmembrane transport; monocarboxylic acid transport.
CCGCGGGUCCGAUUCAGAAAACCCUGCAGAAUGUACACGAGUCACGAAGACAUCGGGCGCGACUUUGAAGAUGACCGCAAGGACAAGAAGGCGCUGAAAGCCCCCCACCCCGAUGUGGACGGCGGCUGGGCCUGGAUGGUGGUGCUCGCCUCCUUCCUCGUGCACAUCCUGGUCAUGGGCUCCCAGAUGGCGCUGGGCGUCCUCAACAGGGAGUGGCUGGAGGAGUUCCACCAGAGCCGCGGCCUCACGGCCUGGGUGAGCUCCCUCAGCAUGGGCAUCACCCUCAUUGUGGGACCUUUCAUCGGCUUGUUCAUCAGCACCUGCGGCUGCCGCUGCACAGCCAUCGUCGGGGGCCUGGUGCACGCCCUGGGAUGGGUGCUGAGCGCCUCCGCGGCCAGCGUGCAUUAUCUCUUUGUGACCUUCGGAGUGGCAGCGGGCCUGGGCAGCGGCAUGGUCUACCUGCCCGCUGUGGUCAUGGUGGGCCGCUACUUCCAGAAGCGCCGAGCCCUGGCCCAGGGCCUCAGCACCACCGGGACGGGCUUUGGGACCUUCCUGAUGACGGUUCUGCUGAAGCACCUGUGCGCCGAGUACGGCUGGCGCAAUGCCAUGUUCAUCCAGGGGGCCGUCUCCCUCAACCUGUGCGUCUGCGGGGCGCUCAUGAGGCCGCUGGCGGCUGGCAGACAGGGAGACGCUCCCGGAGGCAGAGAGGCGCCGGGGGUCCCAGCCGUGUCCCCAGAAUCGGUCCCCACCCUCCGUGGGCCUCGGGCAGGAGCAGCUGAGGAGGAGGACGGGGUGGAGGAGGCCCCCGCGGGCCAGGAGCCGGCCGGGCCCCGAGAGGACAGCUGGGCCUUGCGGGCACUGAAGAGCCUGGGCCAGCUGCCCCUGCGGGUGCGGGGGGGCUUCCGGGACUGGCACGCGGGCUACUUCGGCACCGCCUCGCUCUUCACCAACCGCGUGUUCGUGGCCUUCGUCCUCUGGGCGCUGUUCGCCUACUGCAGCUUCGUCAUCCCCUUCAUCCACCUGCCCGAGAUCGUCAACCUGUACCAGCUGUCGGAGCAGAACGACGCCUUCCCGCUGACGUCCAUCAUCGCCAUCGUCCACAUCUUCGGCAAGGUCCUGCUGGGCCUGGUGGCCGACCUGCCGUCCAUCAGCGCCUGGAACGUCUUCCUGCUGGCCAACCUCACCCUGGCGCUCAGCAUCUUCCUGCUGCCGCUCAUGCACACCUACGCCGGCCUGGCCGUCGUCUGCGCGCUCAUCGGCUUCUCCAGCGGCUACUUCUCCCUCAUGCCCGUGGUCACCGAGGACUUGGUGGGCGCCCAGCACCUGGCCAACGCCUACGGCAUCAUCAUCUGCGCCAACGGCAUCUCGGCCUUGCUGGGGCCGCCCUUCGCAGGGUGGAUCUAUGACAUCACACAGAAGUACGACUUCUCCUUCUACAUAUGUGGCUUACUGUACCUGAUAGGAAUACUCUUCUUACUCAUUCAGCCGUGCAUUCAAAUUGUCCGACAAUCCAGAAAAAAGUACACAGAUGGUGUCCGUGUCUAGCGCAGCGUUCCACGUGAGCAUUCUCUGUGUUCACACCUACCUCGUGUGGCUGCUGAGGGCGGAGCUAGGACCCAUCCUAUGAAAGCAGCUCUGAGUGGUCAUGUGUUAGUACCAUGGUGUCUGCAUGACUGGGAAGCGUUGCCGUCUCUCCGUUUAGGGAGAAGCCAUGUUGUGAAGGUACUUAGGACCACAUGUAGGUCUUAGAGAUGACGCGGUCCUUCCAAGACAGCAUGUGACAUCACUUACUGGAACUGUUCUCUCCCGUCACCCACCAGAGCUCAGGUUCUAGAUACAGCCUGUGUAUCCAAGAUUUUUUCAAACCGAGAUUUUUUUCAUUCCAACUCCUUCUACGGAAGGGGAAAAUCAAGUAUCCAAGUAUCGCAGUGCUUCUGGAAAGCUUACCAGAUCAAUAGGUCUUAAGCCCAAAAAAUGUGGCUGGGUUUCAGAAAUGAAUUGUCAUGGGCAGAAACGAAUUGAUCUACCCAUGUAAAACAAAGGCAGGCUCUCAUUUCAAAGGCCAUGCCCCCUGCCCUAUGAAAGAUGCGCUUUCUAGUUUUAUGAUAGAAUUCUGUAGUGAGGGAACACAGUUUCUUAAUCUUCCUGGGUGGGAGGGGAGCAGAGAAAUGUUGGGGAUAAAAAAGAAUCCUAAUUCAGUAUCAAUCAGUGAGAAAGUGACUCGAGAUGAAACUUUACCAAGUAGAUAGUUGCUGGGGACCUUCCUCAUGCAAGGCCUGUCCUUACCAUUGCCGUUGAGUCAAGGGCUAUGAUUCCAACCUGUCAUCAGCCUCUUCAUUUGGGACCAUGGUCCAUGGCCCGUCACCAUUCUGUUGGUUUGAAAACAAUGUUGGUGGUUAGAAUACUUGUGGCGCAUGAUACUGACCUCGCCGGUCAGAUGACGGGAGAGGGAGGGUAGGAAUCUCGUAGCUUUGGUCUUGGUGCCCCUGUGCCUGGCAUUGGGGACUGCUGGUCACCAAACUGUCCUCGGCCUGCGAGUGGCCUGCUGUGCUAAGGAGCACUGACUGCAUUCAGACAGAAGCUUCCUGACCCACGACACCCCAUCAAAUCCCCUUCCAUUAUCUGCACCUUCUAUUUUUCUAAGUCAUUUUUUUUCCAGACUGCAGACUGUCCUUCCCAGAAUCCCCUCUGCCUUUUAAAAAACAUCUCUGGCUGCCUUACUGGUUUGCACAGAUUUUUGAAUCCCUUCAAGUUUCUACUCAGUGUUGCUCAUCACAUAGAAAAUCCUUUCACAGCGUCUGUGGUCAAAUGUACCCCAAGUGGAAACAGGUCAUUCUUCACCAUCCUGGGGAAAUUUGCAGUGUCCUAGUCACUAGAGUCACAGAGGAGGGCGCCCCCCCCCCAGAUCUCACUGCAGAUGGUUUCACCCGCCCCCCCACCAACCUGGGAUACCAUCAAACCAUUUCCUCGCUGUUCAUGAUGGAUAGUAUCGACACGUCUCCCUUUGUUUCAGCUCCAUUAUGUCCCGAUCGUGUCGGGCAGGGCACCACGGAUGUAACAAUAAUAAUAAAAGGCAGCUAAUGACAAGGAGAAGUGAAAGUGUGGCUAAUAGGCACACUCAAUAUUACCGCCAAUGAUUCAAGGAUGGCUUGUAAAUUGUAAUCGAGACUAAAUUGCAUGUUAUACUCCAUUUGGUCCAACACGCUAACCUAUUUGCUAUCAUUACAGUUUGGGCUGUUAAGGAACCCUGCUCUCUUGAUAAAAGCAAUCUUAAAGCUGAGGCAAGGCGUGCUCUCUCUCUCUCUCUCUCUCUCUCUCUCUCUCUCUCUCUCUCUCUCUCUCUCUCUCUCCCCCCUAUAUAGCCUUCCCAUAAAAUCAGAAUUAGAUUGAAAACCACGUCAAGUGCUUUAAAACUACUUCUUGCAUCUCUCGUGUUCAAGCCAGAAUUAACAAGAGGCAGGUUUAAAUAUUUUGAAUGGUGCUAUUGCUGAUGCAUUUUGAUAAGAGCUCAUCACGUUUCUGAUGGUGCAUCACAAAUGUGAGUGUGUGUGUGUAUGUGUGUGUGUGUGUGUGUGGUAGUAGGAAUUGAACCCAACUCUCAUGCAUACAAGCAGGAAAGCACUUUACAUUGAGCCACAUUCCUAGCCCAAAUAUAAAUUUUAUCCAGGGAUCCAGCUCUCUUUCUCCUGACAUACACUUACCCACUCACGCUGUUUGUGCAGUUUGAUUUAUUUACUGUAGAAGUUGACAGAAAGUCAAAACCUGCUUACACUCUCCACGUGGACAACAGAAUGCCAGAGAACUCUACCAAUACGAGAGCCAACAUGUGAAGUUUCCUGUUAAAAAUAUAAUCUUUACAGUUCUUUCAAGGUAUACUGUAAAAGGUUCAUUGUCUAAGAUCAUGGUUUCAUGGUUUUCCCCCUCAUAUAUCAAAGUUAUUUUAAAUUUACAUACGACUAAAUAAAUGUUGUCCUAUUUGAAGAUGGUUUUUGUAGAACAUCUCUCUUUUCUUGGAAAAAAAAACUCGUAAAACAAAGCUGAUGAUUAGCCAACGCUAAGUCCAGCACACGCAUUUUAACCUAGCAAUUAUAUCUCUAAAAUGUUUUACUGCUUAUGAAUAAAGAUGUGGACAAGGAUGUUUGAUGUCCUGGUUGUUGCAUGAAAAGUUGGACAUCAUUUUAAUGCUCAUCCUUUGGGAAUAAUUAAAUCGGGAAGAACAUUAUAUUGCAAUUUAUGUAACUCUUUGCUAAAAAGAUUCCAGGGAAAACUAGAACACUGUUUCCAAGAUCAGUUUCUAAGAGGGAAAAAAAAAAAAGCUAGAGAAAAAAAAAUGACAGCUUAAUGUUCUGAUUAUUAUGCUAUUGCGAACAACCCAUGAGCUCACUUAUUUAUACAGCUUGUCUGCGUGUCGGGCAUUUUUGAAAGGAAAUAAGAAAACGGCCUCAGGAGAGGAAACGCUGGGGCAUCUGGCUUCUUCCCUGCGCCCGUGACACUGUUUCGAUCUAAGACUUCUAUCCAGAAUGAUCUUCAAGGCAGGCUCCGGAGUCUCCUGCAUUCAAACCGUGGGGGAGAAGAGCGACUGCCUUUGAGAGAAGCCUGUCUGACAGCUGAUUUUCUGAUGCGCUGAAACCGGAGACCCGCUCUCAACAAAACUGAGAGUCAAACCUUCCAGUCCAGUUCCAAUACUAGUCCUGACUCACGGGCCCAUUUCCUUUGGUGACAUCCCGGCUGAUAGCUAUCUGGAGAGGACCUGUGGUGUGUAGCAACUUCUCCUGCUAAGUUGUUCUGCUCACAGGGUCCUUUUCCAACCAAGGGAUGCCAUCCCGGCGUCCGUCGAAACUGUCCUCAGAGGGGAUGCAGGAGGGAGCCACAAGAGCAGAGGAGCCCCGAGUCCAGAGCGAACUGUGACUUGAAACAGCCUCGCUCAAACGGUGAGGGCAUGAAAGCGACACAUCCCCGCAGAUCCCCUCAAACAAUUGAACGGCCACUGCUGGGGUAUGACGGCUCGUCACAUGGAAAACCCAGGCAAGCACGAGGUCUUUGCUUCUCCAGGGCUUGGUUCUCAAACCCCUUUCACAUUCCUCAAAGCCAACAAAGACCCAAAGAGCUUCUGUUUUAAUGGGCUCUACCUAAAUGCCCCCACCAACUGGAAAGCAAAAGAGAAAUUUUAGAAACACGUAUGGACUUUUCUCAAGAAAACAAGAAUGAGCUCCAGAUAGUAGAAAGAACACGCUUUUGUAGAAGUAACCAUAUGCACCCACAACCCCCCAAAAGAAAAUGUUACUGGCCCUGUUUGAUAUUCUUGUGAAUUUAUGAUCUGGCCUAAUUCACAGCUGGAUUCUUGAACUUGCUUCUGCAUUCAGCCUUUCGUGAUAAAUGGUUCUGGCUGGCCUGGAUGAAGAAAGUUCAGCCUGAAACUGUACAUCAAGGAACGGGGAGGAGAACUUUGAAUAGGCUUUACAGAUAAUUGUGGGUUUUUGUAAUACCGCAUCUCGACAAAUGCUAUUUCCUAGAAAUCUGACACCAUAUCAAUAAACUUUUCGUAAAAUGUUACAUUAAAAAUCAGCAGUCUGCCUUGUAUUUUGACACUCUUGUCUAUUUGUGAUUUUAUAACACUGUUUCUGUCAUUUGGAAAAUAUUGGUUCAGUGUGUUUUUCUAGAUGUGCCAGAUAUUUUCUAGUUACACGGACCUUUUGGUUGUUGCGUGAUACCAUUUGUGUGAAAUGCCCAUAACUGGUAGAUUUCCAGGUAGCUAGAAAGUUAUGUUAUUCAUUGCCCAGUUCAGAGAGAAGGGAAGCU